CUUUAUUUGUGUAUUUUUGAUCUUGCUCCUUUUUAAUUGCUUCUUCUCUAGUUUUCUUAAUUACUUUAAGCUUUGUUCUAUUAUAUGAUUAAUUGACAUAUCUAAUUCAUACCCGUAAUUGAUGAAAUUAUUUGAUCUCUUGGCUAGUUAAUCCAAAGUGGUUAACAUAGGGAAAACAUUGCAGACUAUAUUCUGUAUAUUGUAUACGGACUAUAUACUGUACAUUGAGUCUCUUUGCUUUUUUCACCAUUACAAUCAUCGUGUUUAAAAUUCUUAAAUUGUGUUGGUAUGUUACAAAAAUAUCCUUUUAUUAUGCCCAUUUGUUCAACUCAAAGUGAUUAAUUUUAUCAGUUCAGUAUUUAAAAAUUGAAUUCAAUCAACAGAAGUGACCUGUCACAAACCAUAUACAUAUCAAUGUUUUGAUAAUGUGAUCUUCACUGCCAUUAAUAAUUUGUCCAUCAUCUUUGACUCUUAUUGAUUACUUCUACCUAAAAUACAAUCAAUGGUCAUUACGACUUCAACAUAUCAAUCAAACGUUUUUAAUAACGUCAGUAUCAAAGAGGUUGUAAUCAACUUUCCCUUUAUUACUCUCAUGUGAAAAUUAGUGAAGACAAUUUUUCCCUAAAAUAAAAUGGCCACUGCCUUUCAAGGAGAAAAUUCUAGCUUCCUGAUUGGUCCUGAACAUAUCAAGAAAGAAAUUACUGAGAUCGAUGAUGAUGACGAAGAAGAAGAACAGCAAAUCGAGAUUGAUAUAAAUUAUGAAUUUAGAUGCGAAGAACGAAGAAAACUCCAUAUCAGACCGCAACCAGCUAUCAGUACGAGCUAUUCUGACAAUUAUACUCAUACCAAAGAUGUCUCAGAUAAUCAAAACAUAUGUGACCAAAACUAUCAGAUGAAUGGUAAAAUUGAUGGCAAUAAUAAUCAAGAAUGUGAUAGUGAUGAAGAUGAAAUCACAAAGGAAGAUGUUAAAGCUAUUUAUGAACAAUUGGAAAAAACCAAUGCAAUACUCAAGGAACAAAUGAUACAAAUAAAAUCGAAACUGGCUCAAACUCAAGACUCAUCUAUUUUCAAUCGUAGAUCACAAUUAAAAAACGAAAUUGGGGAAAUCAUGUGCCAAAAACAACGGUAUCUGGAUCAAAAUGUUCACUUGAGAUCCUGGUAUUUCGGAGCAUUUAAGAACAGGUUUCAUGAUCAAGUGGACAAAAGGUUAGACAUCGUUCAUGAAUCCAUAAAGACAGAUUGCGAUUAUGUUGUACAAAGUAAGACAAACUUGGAUAUGUCUCAAGAUUCAAGAUCAAGAUUUUCGUCUGAGAAAGCGACACAAACCAUUAGGACAAUGGCUUGUAAAGGUAAUGAAAAAACGGAAAAAUUGAAAAACGAUUUUAUCAAUCAUUUGAAACAACGAAAUCUUGACCUAACAAGAAAAUUGGAACAGGCAAAAUUACUUCAUCCAUCAUUCCCUUUGAAUGGACCUGAUGUCAUGCUGGUCAAAAAUGAUGAUUAUCUCAAGCUUUUGGAAAGCUCAAAAAAUCCAACAAACAAUCGAACAAAACCAAACAGCUGUGAUCGAACAAAUAAAAAUAGUAAAGACGAAACAAUUGACUCAACUAAAAAUUCAGGGACAUUAGGUAAUGAAAAAACAAAAGAAACUACAAAUGGGACAAAUGGAGAUAUCAAAAGACAGUUCUAUACUUGCAAAUGUGGUCAGCAGUUCAGUAAAAAUACUCUGGGUUAUAAAGCUGCUUAUGAUAGUUUCCGUCAACAUGUCGCAAGAUGCAGUGUUUAUAUGAAAAAUGGUGCUGUCUGUGAUAUUUGCGAUGCUCCAUUCCAUUCCAUUCCGUGUUUGAAAGUUCAUAUUCGCCGAAUUCACCCAGAAAAUCCUGAAUUACUUGAAAAAUAUCGACACAUUGUAAGUUGUCCAUGUGGAAAGGUAUUUGACAACUAUUCCCAAGAAUGUACUGCAAUAAAAGCUCUUCGUAAACAUGCUCGAACUUGUUCAUCAUAUCGUAGUAAAGCAAUAUUUUGUUAUAUAUGUAAAGAACCAUUCCUUGAGCCUAAUCAACUCAAUAAUCAUAUCAGAAUGGCCCACUCUGGUAAAUCCAAUGGAGCCAUCGUCAAGUCUUCAACAGUGGCCAAAGCUUCCUCUUCAAAUUCAGCCAAAAAGAAGAAAGUAAAUUAAAUUACAAAUAAAGUUACCGAAUCUUCCAUAAACAUUGACGAUCAAACCAGAUCAAAAGCCAACCAAAAAUCAACCCAAAAAUCAUACCAAAAAAUUAUACCAACAUGAUUCAAUUUUUUACAUAUCUUCUCUCCAUAUCUAGUAAUAAUUUGUCCUCGUAAUGAUAACAUAUCCUCAAACUAAUCAUUCAAGGUCCAAAAAAAUCUGAAUCAAAUUCAAACAAUUUUUCAUUUUAAAAUUAUCAAAAUAUCUUCCAAUUUCGGUGUUUCUUUAAACAUGUAAAGUAUGUGCAAUCAGUUUUUUUCAAUUAUAUUAUUCAAAGCAAACAAAUAAUGUUGCCAACUAUGCUAAAAUGCAAAACAUAGUCCUUGAUGUAAUAUUAAUUAACUACAAUUGUUCUUCCUAAUUAUUAGGCCAUUAUUCAACUGCAUUUUAUUAUCAAAUAAAUAAACCUUUUUAACACUUAAA
Molecule: messenger RNA, 2647 nt
Organism: Tetranychus urticae (two-spotted spider mite)
Lineage: Eukaryota; Metazoa; Arthropoda; Arachnida; Trombidiformes; Tetranychidae
Source: RefSeq, a predicted model, not a curated record